AUGGAUAAACAAACUAGUUAUGUAAACCUCAGCUUUAGUCAAUCUCAGACUACAGUGGACCUUGAAUCACCCGAACCUUAUUGGUUCGGUACCCAAGGUCCUGAUGAGUCAGUUCUCGAGUCUCCUCUCAACUCUGCUUUCGGCACUAGUGCCAAGGAGAGGAGGAAAUGGUCCCCGAGGGAGGACAAAAUCCUUAUUGGUGCUUGGCUUAACACCAGUAAGGAUGCGGUGGUGAGCAAUGACCAGAAAGCUGGUCGCUUCUGGAAGAGGAUUGUCGACUACUACAACAACUGCCCGCAACUGGUGGGAGCAACACCUAGAGAGCUGAAUCAGUGCAAGCAGAGGUGGGCUAGGAUUAACGAGCAAGUCAGCAAGUUCGUUGGAUCAUAUGACGCGGCUCUGUGGGAGCAGAGAAGUGGUCAAAAUGAUGAUGACGUGACGAAAGCUGCUCUAGAGUACUUCUUCAAUCGUCACGGGACCAAGUUUGUCAUGGAACAUGCAUGGAGGGAGUUGAGGCAUGACCAGAAAUGGGCCUCCACCUAUGUGGGUAAGGACGGUGGGAAUGAAAAGCGGAAACAAGUUGAUAUAGAAGAAGAAGUGGGAGAACCAGAGGGUAGACCUAUGGGGAUCAAGGCUUCUAAAGCUGCUGCUAAGAAGAAGAAGAAUGGUAAAGAAGAGUCGUUGUCACAGAUUCAGGCCAUAAUGGAGAUGAAGUCAAAAGUGUCAAAGCAGAAGUUGCUUGAACGUCUACUUAGCAAAAAGACCCACUCACUGAGAUGGAAACAUCUCUUAAGCUCAAACUCAGGUUCAGCAGUAGGGUCACGGGUGUUGCAAUGCACGGGUGAAGAUUGUCACGGGCUGUGA
Molecule: messenger RNA, 864 nt
Organism: Brassica napus (rape)
Lineage: Eukaryota; Viridiplantae; Streptophyta; Magnoliopsida; Brassicales; Brassicaceae
Product: glutathione S-transferase T3-like
Exons: 2
Coding region: 1-864 (287 amino acids)
Source: RefSeq, a predicted model, not a curated record